AUGGGGUACCUGUCUUUAAAAGCCAUCCUGACCCCAAAGUUCCUGCUGGUGUUGGAUUUCCGCGGCCUGGGACUAGAACGUUGGUUGGUGCUGGAGCUCGCCUCUCAGCUCGCAUCACAGAUGCACUCUCUGCCUUUUGAGUUCAAGGCGCUGGAGGCCCUCCUGCAGCACAGGGUAAACACCUUACAAACCCAGCUGAAUGAGCUCGAACCAGUGAUACUGGACACUCUGGAGUUCCUCGUUGAUCCUAAGAUCCUGUCAGCUGAUAGAAGUAAGCUCCAUAUACUGUUACAGAACAGCAAGAGUUUGUCAGAGUUGGAAACCGACAUAAAAGUUUUUAAGGAUUCUUUGCUGAAGAUUCUUGAUGAGGAUGAGAUCAUUGAAGAACUCUGUCUCACUAAAUGGACGGACCCUCAAGUUUUUGAAGAGAGCAGUUUGGGAAUUGACCACGCUGAAGAGAUGGAGCUUUUGCUAGAAAAUUACUUCAUGCAGGCCGAGGAGCUGGCAAACAAAGCCAGAGAGCUGAAGGGACUGAUAGACGACUCGGAGAGCGUCAUCUUUAUUAAUCUGGACAGCCAUCGUAACGUGAUGAUGCGUCUGAACCUGCAGCUGACGAUGGGCUCCUUCUCUCUCACUCUGUUUGGGCUCAUAGGAGUCGCCUUUGGAAUGAAUUUAACAACAGCUUUUGAAGACGACCCUCGGGCUUUCUGGCUGGUAACUGGCUUCAUGUUCUUGGGCAGCGGGCUCAUCUGGAGACGACUCUUAUCAUUUUUGGGAAGGCAUCUAGAGCCUUCACUUCUCCCACCGAUCCCCUCCAUCUGGAAGAGAAACCUGAAGUCAUCAGACUUUAAACCUGGAGUCAGAUGAACUCUCUGCUCUGGAUAAUGCAAUAGAC
Nematolebias whitei (Rio pearlfish) is the source of this 895-nucleotide messenger RNA. RefSeq names its product magnesium transporter MRS2 (gene mrs2). Gene Ontology annotation, cellular component: mitochondrial inner membrane. The coding region runs from base 1 to 867 and encodes 288 amino acids. The transcript has 9 exons. Gene Ontology annotation, molecular function: magnesium ion transmembrane transporter activity. The record is from RefSeq and is a predicted model, not a curated record. NCBI's taxonomy places the organism in Eukaryota, Metazoa, Chordata, Actinopteri, Cyprinodontiformes, Rivulidae. Gene Ontology annotation, biological process: mitochondrial magnesium ion transmembrane transport.